AUUUGUAAUACUUUUCUAAUAUUGCAGUAAAAUAAAAAAAACAUGGUGCGGACACCUUUAGGCCCUGGUCCCGGCGCUUACGCGUUGCCGCCAACUGUUGGCUAUGAGAAACACGAUGCCCGUAAGCAGCGUAUGCCUCAAUAUUCCUUUGGGGCCCGAACAAACACGCAUGAAUCGGACUCUGGACCAGGACCAGGUGCCUAUAUGGUGGACCGACUGACCCGCUAUGGAAAGAGUGGCGGCUUAGAGUACACAAUUGCCCCCUUGACUAAAAUAGCAGAUAAAACAGUUGGUCCCGGACCUGGCGCUCACGAUGUGCAUGAGAAGCCAUUCUUUAAAGGAGUUAAUGCACCAGCCUACUCAAUGGCAGCGCGGAAUGAUUUUAGUUUUAAGAAUUAUGGACCCGGCCCGAGUGCUUAUAAAUUUGACGUCAAUCCCAUAAGACCCGCCGCUCCAGCCUAUAGCAUGGGUAUUCAAACCAAAACGAGUAGAAAACAGGGUUCACCUGGACCGGCGGCUUAUGGUGUGGGCGAUUUAAAUAUCAAAUUGGUUCGUGCACCUGAGUACACGAUGAGGCCCAUCUGUAAGGUGCGUAGGGACACCUUGGGUCCCGGCCCAAAUUACUACGACUUAAUGUAUUAUCGUCCUGGAAAGACUGGAAAUGCCUAUUCAUUUGGAGUGCGUCAUUCGCCCUUUGCCCCGCCCAUGAUUGUGAAAUGUGAUAAUAUGUGAUUUGCAAUAUUAGAAAACUAUUUUGUAGUUAAAAUCAAUAUCCAUAGUUUGUCAGUAAAUGUGCAACCUUA
Messenger RNA from Drosophila innubila, 803 nucleotides. Its product is annotated as outer dense fiber protein 3B-like. Lineage: Eukaryota; Metazoa; Arthropoda; Insecta; Diptera; Drosophilidae. The record is from RefSeq and is a predicted model, not a curated record. The transcript is spliced from 4 exons. Bases 43 to 732 code for a protein of 229 amino acids.